CCAGCGGAGGGCUGCCAGUGUGCCUUCCAGCACCUGCCGGCCGCAGGGAGGGGUCUUCUCAGCGCUGAGUCCGCACGUCUUCGUCCGUCCUUACCGGCCUUACCUGCUCCAGGUCGGGGAAAGCAACCUCCCGCCGCGACCCCGCCUCUGAGGCCCGGGCCAGAGGCUAGAGGCGGCCCGGCCGGCACCCGCCCGGCCCUCACCCCCCGCGCCCGCGGAGCCCGCCGCCCGGCGGGACGAUGCUGGAGUCCAUUCGCGUGAUGGAAAAGCUUCACUGGCCUGAGCAAGAACUUGCUAAGAAGUCUGUUCUAAAUGCAGAAGAGUCAUUGAUCAUUGAUAGCAAAAGAAGCAUUUCACAGUUAUCUCCUGGAAUCCUAAAGGACAUUUUCACAACUGGAACCAGUAGUUAUAAUGUCCUACUACAGAGCAAAGAGGAGAGAAAGCAUCAUUCACAAAAACAAUCUUCCUCCACCUACUCCAAAAGAUGUAGAAAACCCAACAAAUCUCCUAGCUCUUCUCGUAGUAAAGAUCUUCGCAAGAUGAAAGCCCCAGCGCCUGAGAUGAGCAGUGGUACUUGGUACUGCCUAGAACGGCAGCCUGCACUUUUUCUCACUAGUUCAGUGUUGGGUCCUGUGAAGUUUACACAUGAUAUCUCUGUUACAGGGAACAGCAUCGUACUGCCACCUAAACUCAAAAACAAGGUCAAGCGAUGCCAUUUCUCCACUCUUCCAAAGCCAAAGCUGCAGCCUCAGCCUCAGCUGUCUAGAAGUUUUGAAAAAGGAGAUGACUUUUCUGGAAAGAAAUUUUGUAUACUGACUGCUAUAAAGCCCACAAACUUGGAGAAAGAAAAACUGAGAUUCUUCAAGUCUGACUAUACCUACAAUCCUCAGUUUGAAUAUGCUAAUCCUUCUCUGCCAAGUGUAUUAGCCAAGCACAGCAACGCAUCUGACCGAUUUCUUAAGCAGUCCAUCAAUAUUAUGGAACUGACUCUACAGAAAUAUGGAAGUUAUGAAAAAUUUGAACAGGCCACUGGUGGUAGCCUGCUAUCUAAAACUCGAAUCUGGAGUCAUGUUAGGAAGUACAUGAUGAAAGAAGGCUGCAUGGGUGAGAUUGUAGUUCAUCUCACUGAGGACCUGCUUUCCCGAGCUUCAAUGACAGUGGUAAAUGGGUGUCCCACGCUGACCAUCAAUGUUUCCACUGCACGGGAGCACUGGCUGGAGGGAAUGCUGAGGCAUGAAAUAGGCACACAUUAUUUUCGAGGUAUUAACAACCUUCAGCAGCCGUGGAAUAGUUGGACUGGUCGUAAAAAACAUGAGCUAAAGCCAAACAAUCCCACAGAGGAAGGACUGGCAAGUAUUCACAGUGUUCUGUUUAGAAAAGACCCCUUUUUAUGGAGGGCUGCCCUCCUCUACUACACUGUUUAUCGAGCCAGCCAAAUGUCUUUUUGCGAACUCUUUAAAGAUAUUGGAAAGUUUGUCAAGGACCCCAAUACAAGAUGGGAUUAUUGUGUACGAGCCAAGAGAGGAUGGACUGAUACUUCCCAACCAGGGUGUUUCAGUAAAGACCAGGUAUACUUGGAUGGCAUCCUGCAGAUCCUCCGAUACAGAGAGACCAUUGACUUUCAUCUACUGACUGCCCUGGGGAAGGUCUCUUAUGAAGAUGUGGAUCGCUUAAAAGGAUUGGCAGUAACUGAAAACAUGAGGGUCCCUCACUUUCUGCAGGACCAUGGCCGAUAUAUGGAACACUUAGAGAAGAUCAUGGAAGUGAAUGAACUGACCGACAGGGAACUGAAAGAUCUUAUAUAUUAACUAGCAUUCUUGCAAACACAGCUGUGCUAUACCUCUUGUAUAUUACCAAUUAGGUGCAUUUAGCACCAGCAGAUUUAUAAAAGGAGAAUGGCUUUUUACAUAAGUUUUCUGAACAAUGAUCUGCAGUAUUCAGCUGAAUUUUUAGGUUAAGUACAAACCUUAAACUGUUUCCCUAAAAUGUUUCUAUAGCCUGCAAGGGAAAGUUACUUCUAUUUUCAUGUGAAUCUCAACAGAGUCAGAUGAAAAUACUACUGAUGAGUGUUUUUGAAGAAUCGUGGUCAAGUUGAGUGAUAAACUUCUGCCUGAGCAGUAAGCACUGAUCUUAGUGCUUCUGCCUGAGCCCUGAGACCAGCUCUCACCAAGAGAUUGAAUUCCAGUGUUGUUCAAACUCCAAAGUUAUAUUUUCUUUUAUAAAUAAUGGUAAUUAUUCUCCUUUGAAAAAUCAGUUUUUUAUGCCCUCAAUAAGCUAGCUAUAUCUAAGAUUUCUUAUUUCUCUUAUAUGUUAAGUAAUGUUAAAGGGAGGAGAAAAGCAAUUUGAAAAGUUUUCAUUAGUUCUUUAUUUUACACAUUAUUGUUUCACCUUAUCAAGUCUUGGGAACUAAAUUAGAGAAUUACCUCAUUUUGUCCAGUUAUUCCUUAACUAAACUCUGUUUUCAUUUGCUGAAAUACAUUGUACCCUUUCAAAAUUUUAACCAAGUUUUAGGGUCUUUUCCUCUCUAUUCCUUUAUGUAAAUGGUAAGUACAAGUUUCAGAGAGGUUUGCCUACAUAAAUUAAAAUAUUUGGGGAAGAGAGAAGCUACUCACCUUUUUAUUAAAUGGAGCAAUGAUCAGGGGACAAAUAGACUGAUCUAGUUCAUGUAGGAGCUGGAUGUUGACUGGGUAGCAUCUACAAUAAACUUGACCAUGCUCUGAAAACUGGGCAUUGCCAUUUGAUAAACUGGCCUUGUGAUAUUGGCUCAGUGUAUUUUAUCAAAAUCUUUGACUUCAUCAACCCAAUAAUGACAUAGUUUGAAUUUCAAAAAUGAGAGUUCUUUUUUGCUACAUUUCUCCUGCAAAAAGCUUCUUCACCUAGCUUUGUAAUUUAUCAAUUCCCAUAUAUACUUGGAUAUAUAUACUAGGGAUCAAAUAGUUUUUCAAACAACUUAUUUUAAUGAUCAGAAAGAAUACUGCUGUAAAUACCCCAUUCAAAAUUGCUACUGUAAUUUCUACCCAAAGCUAUCUGAGAGUUUAUCUUUACCUUGAUUCAGGCUUAAAUAUGGUGCUAACAGUGGUACAUGUAUACUGCAAAGCCUGGUCCACGUUCAUGCUAGGAAAUGAUUUUAGGAAGUCUUUUGCAGGCUAGCUUAUGUGAUUUUUCUCUUUCACACAUCUAGAAGGGCUUGCCUCAAAGAAGAAUGUUGCAGCAAACAAGAUAUACUCUAACUGGCGCCUGGCAGUUAUUGCAGAGCCAUGCAUCUUGCCUUUGGCAGUCGCGGACCAGGCCCUUUGGAGCAUUGAAGGCAUCCACACGUGUGCCAUGCUGGCUGGAGUGUGGCCUGCACGUCUCUGUGCAGGGCUGGGGGCAUAGUGCUCCAACACUAACCAGAUACCAGAAACCACUCUUGACCCCUCAAGCAUUAUUUCCUUGUAGCAGAGUCAUCCAGUUUCAGCUUUGUGUAGUGUUUUCUGACUUCAUCUUCAAACUUAUCAAAAGUGAUUGUGAAAACAGUGUCUUAUUAACCGAAAUUGAAGUAUAGACAGAAAUGGCAGUAUUUAUGUCCUGUGAUUUAAGCCCAAAUGCCUGUAAAUUCAUUUGUAGACAACAACACUGCUGAUCUUACGUUAUGGUUUAAAUAUGAAGGAAAAUCACAGCAGCCUUAAUUUCCUGUCGGUAGGAUUAUUUGCAGUGGUUCUCGUCCCUGAAUUUUAAAAUGGAUAGAUAUUCUCUCUUUAUCUGAUUUGGAAAAGGAAAAACUUCUUGCCUUACUGCUUUGGUAUAAAGACAAAAAACAUGAGCACUGUCAUUAAG
Messenger RNA from Ceratotherium simum simum (southern white rhinoceros), 3816 nucleotides. It is a transcript of the gene MATCAP2, whose product is annotated as microtubule associated tyrosine carboxypeptidase 2. NCBI's taxonomy places the organism in Eukaryota, Metazoa, Chordata, Mammalia, Perissodactyla, Rhinocerotidae. The record is from RefSeq and is a predicted model, not a curated record.